This is a messenger RNA of Heterobasidion irregulare TC 32-1, 609 nucleotides long. RefSeq lists its product as uncharacterized. Bases 1 to 609 code for a protein of 202 amino acids. The transcript has 3 exons. Lineage: Eukaryota; Fungi; Basidiomycota; Agaricomycetes; Russulales; Bondarzewiaceae. The record is from RefSeq and is a predicted model, not a curated record.
AUGGGGCAUUCAAGUAAAUGUCUGUCGACUACGCAGAAUCGAACAGAGAAGUCGACGGAUAUCGAUCCAAUCACUCCCACAAAACAAGAUGGACACAAACAGCCUCCAGGCAAACUUGGAGAUACUGAUGUCUCCUUGCCAGUCAAGGACAUCCCAGACCAUUUCCCACCUACUGUUCCGCUGCACUUGAUCAGGCGUUAUUUCUCCCUGGCAUAUCGCUCAAAAAUGGACCCGUACUCGGGUGUACCAUUGAUUGGGACUGACCAUACUGUGUGGUGGCGGAUGCUUUUUGUUGCGAAAGGCUUGAAUUUUGGGGUGCCAGCUGCUCCUGGGAAGGAUGGUCUACUUCUCUCGAAUGUCACGCAGAUGAACAACCCCGAGGAAGUGGCCGUGUGGGCGGAGGACAACAGAAGCGAUUGGAUUUAUUACGGUCAAUACGUUGUGACUGGGUCAGAUGGGCGUCUAUCCAAAGAAGAGUUUUCGCGUCUCUCCGAGAGAGUGCGCAAGAAUUGGGCCGACUUGAUCGUGCGCCAAUGCUACUGGGGCAUAGAUAUAUCGCUACACCACCAGAACAUGGUCAGAGAUCUCACGCAGUGUUAUCACAGGUGA